AUGCUCCGUGACAUUCCACUUUGGAGGAAGGAAAAAAUAAGAAAACAAACCACAGGCGAAGUUAGCGAAAUAAUAAACUCUAACUUCCAAAAAGCCCAAAAUCCUAAUGCUACUAUUCAGGAAAAAAAGGAGGCAUUGACCGACAUUGAAAAAUACGAAGGACAGUGUGCUUAUGAAGAGGCCAGGGUUAAAGAAAAAACCAAAAACCUUAAAAAAGAAGUGGCACAGGACAAUCCGGCUGAAUAUCGUAACAAAAUAAUUUCUGGCUUAGAUAUUAAAUUAAAAUACAGUUUGCUUACUAAGGAAGAAUUAGAUAAUGAGACGCAAGCCUUAUUCAAAGAGUUAGAGGAAAAGAAAAUUUCUGACCCUUCCCAGUUAGUCGAAACCGAAUUAAAAAUUACUGAAAAAAUUGGGCAGGCAGGAGCCACUAAAAAGAUAGAUAUUUUUAAAAAGAAAGUCAAAAAAGUUUUAAAAUCCAACAACAAAACUGAAAUAGAGGAGUUAAAAAAGCAACUAACCGAGUUUAUCAAAAGUAAUAAUUUUUAUUAUCAGGCUAAAAAAGGGGAAGUCCAACAACUAUUACGGAAGUUGGAAAGUGGGCAAAUUUGGUUAAUAAAAUUCAAAAAAAUUGAAGAUAAUAAACCCAUUAGACCUUGUGUAGUAAUUAGUAAUGAUGUGCAAAAUGAGUUUGAUGAAAGAAUAGUUGUAGCAGGAACAACUACUGAGAGCAUAGAAGAAGUUGGAGAAACUGAAGUAUUUAUUGAGAAUGCUCCUGAAACAGGCUUACAUAAACCAAGUAAAAUUCUUCUUAGUUAUCCUCGAACUAUCCGUAAAAGGCGCUUAAAAGAAAGUGAAUUAUUAGGAAAAGUUAGUCCAGAAAUAAUGAAAAAGAUUAAAGCGGCUUGA
Ambispora leptoticha is the source of this 906-nucleotide messenger RNA. The record is from the annotation of a GenBank genome assembly. NCBI's taxonomy places the organism in Eukaryota, Fungi, Glomeromycota, Glomeromycetes, Archaeosporales, Ambisporaceae.